AUGCCCUGCCUGUUCUCCGGAAAUCAGCUAGCCAGCGGCACUAUUCGACUACCGCCUGCUGUCAUUAUUCCAUGUGCCUCCGAAUGCCUAGAUAAUCACAAGCGUCUACCAGAGGGUAAGUUCAUUUUUGAUUAUCAUAUUAUGAGGGAUCAUCCCCGUCUCCAGAGUGGAAAAGAUCUACGGCCUAAAGAACGCAAAGCUCUGAUUUGCAGCAAUCUCAAACCUCAUCCACGAAGUUCCAAGUGGCUACCAAGGGGCACAUUCGAUUAUGUCAAGAUCAAAUAA
Molecule: messenger RNA, 285 nt
Organism: Penicillium nucicola
Lineage: Eukaryota; Fungi; Ascomycota; Eurotiomycetes; Eurotiales; Aspergillaceae
Exons: 2
Coding region: 1-285 (94 amino acids)
Source: RefSeq, a predicted model, not a curated record